UGUAACAAAAGAGUUUAACGAUUUACAUUCAGUACGAGCCCGACCCAUUUAGUAUGAGUCCGUUGAGUUGGUCUUUCACUCAACAGGAUAUGAGUCCGACCCAUUCAAUAUGAGUAAUUUGAGUUAGUCUUUCACUCAACCGGAUACGAGUCCGACCCAUUUCAACUGAGUCCUUUGAGUUAGUCUUUCACCCAGCCGGAUACGAGUCAGACCUAUUUCAUCUGAAUCCUUUGAGUUAGUCUUUCACUCAACCGGAUACAAAUCCGACCCAUGAAUUCGCUCAGUCUAUGGAUCUGGAUCUGUGUACAGCUCUGUCUACAGGAAGUUCUUAUUCAACCACGCAGCUGGCAGCUCCGGGUCCGUAUGCUUAAUCUAAGUUACUAUGCAGAUGAAAAACGGAUGUGUUAAUGUUGUUAUAGACCUACAGUUUGAUGACAUUCGUGCAUUGUUUUAAUAAUGUCGUCCGUAGCAGCCAGAACCGAAAGAUUCGGGUUAAUUGAGACCACGGACUCGUGACUCAUGGGUGAAUGUAAGGAUUCGGAUCUUUGAAUCCGAUUGACUCAGAUUCAACCACCACUACUGCCAACUUGUUGCAGACAUGAGACGUGCUGAUACCUGCUCUCGGUCUAAACGUCCAGCGAACACGCUGAGCUCGGCAAGGAAUACCCCUGCCGCCGGAGACGAAUCGGUUGAGGAGGAAGCGGCGGGAACGUCUUCCACCGCUAGGACCACAGUCGCUCCUAAUGCCCAACUGGCUUCAACGAGACUGCGCCAUGAGCUGCAGAUGGCCAGGCAGAAGUCGGACUGGCAGCAGGAGCUGGUUAAAGACUUGACCAAAGAAAGGGACUUCCUGCUGGAACAACUGGCUAUGACAGCAAGAAAAAAGGACAAGGGCAGUCCACCCCAGGCGAAGAAGUGCCAGUCGCAGGGAGCCGACUCAACCGUCUCGUCCAAGUCGGGGCCUGAUUCUUCCCACUCUUCUUCCGACUCUUCCUCCGACUCUUCCUCCUCGGAUGAGGGACGGAAGAAGAAGAAGAAGAAGAAGAAGAACAGCAGGGGAAAAGGACGGAAGCAGGGGAAAAGGGCAAAGAACCGGAAGGGGCAAGGUGUUUACCAGCGAGCUAAAGAUCCUGAAGAGGUGGUGGCCCGGUACCGCAAGGUGCUGAAAAUCUGCAGGAAGGGAAGAACCAUGGGGGCAGCCUUCAAAGCUGUGGGGGUCGACCGCAACACCAUUGUUGUAAAUGCCCCCAUGGCAGAGCUGUGCAUUGCUGCCCCAGAGGCGUAUGCAGAGCUAAAAGAGAGCGCCCCCAAAAAGGAGAAGCUCUCCAGUUUUGCACAGAGGUGCAAGGAUGCCAUAGACGUGGACGAAAACAUUGUUACCCAAAUCAAAGAAUAUAAAGACUCUGGCAAACUUUUGCCAAUUACUAAAAAAAACUAGCUGAUCCCCUUAUUUAAAGUUACGUUGUUGUUGUUGCUGUUGUGUUAGAUAUUAGAUUAUUAGAAUGCAUGUUUAAAGUGAAUUUA
Molecule: messenger RNA, 1524 nt
Organism: Gadus morhua (Atlantic cod)
Lineage: Eukaryota; Metazoa; Chordata; Actinopteri; Gadiformes; Gadidae
Product: coiled-coil domain-containing protein 106-like
Exons: 4
Coding region: 599-1438 (279 amino acids)
Cellular component (GO): nucleoplasm
Source: RefSeq, a predicted model, not a curated record